AUGGGGACCUGCCGCCCACCGCUACACUGCAGCCACUUGCCGGGAGCUCCGCCGGACCGCCCGCGCCAGACGACACCCGACGGCAAGACCCAGCCCGGCGGCGGCGGCCCGGGCGGCUGCCCGCACUGUGUCACGCAAGUGCCGGCCAAAGACGGGCAGAGGCUCUCCUCCAUCGUGCGGGCUCUGGCCUCGCAGAGUAGCCCAUUCAAUGACCAGCCAAUGUGCAGGAUCUGCCAUGAGGGCAGCAGUCAGGAAGACCUGCUUUCCCCCUGCGAAUGCACAGGGACCCUGGGGACAAUUCACCGCAGCUGCCUGGAGCACUGGCUGUCAUCUUCAAAUACCAGCUACUGUGAACUCUGCCAUUUCAGAUUUGCAGUGGAGCGCAAGCCCAGGCCACUAGUGGAGUGGUUGAGGAACCCAGGCCCCCCGCGUGAGAAACGGACCCACUUUGGAGACAUGUUGUGCUUCUUGUUUAUCACUCCACUGGCAACCAUCUCUGGCUGGUUGUGUCUACGAGGAGCAGUGGACCACCUGCACUUUAAUAGUAGGCUAGAAGCUGUUGGCCUAAUUGCACUCACUGUUGCACUCUUCACUAUAUACCUCUUUUGGACCCUAGUAUCCUUUAGGUAUCACUGUAGAUUAUACAGUGAAUGGUGUCGGACCAAUCAGCAAGUGGUACUCCUAAUCCCAAAAUCUGUCAACAUCCCCUCUGACCAGCAGUCCCUGCUGGGCUUGCAGUCCCUCAAAAGGAACUCAAAGGAGACAAUUGUUUAAUAUGGGCAGUUCUGCACAGGGG
Calypte anna (Anna's hummingbird) is the source of this 796-nucleotide messenger RNA. It is a transcript of the gene MARCHF3, whose product is annotated as membrane associated ring-CH-type finger 3. Gene Ontology annotation, molecular function: ubiquitin-protein transferase activity; zinc ion binding. The transcript is spliced from 4 exons. Gene Ontology annotation, biological process: protein ubiquitination. NCBI's taxonomy places the organism in Eukaryota, Metazoa, Chordata, Aves, Apodiformes, Trochilidae. The record is from RefSeq and is a predicted model, not a curated record. The coding region runs from base 1 to 774 and encodes 257 amino acids.